Paramecium tetraurelia is the source of this 1614-nucleotide messenger RNA. RefSeq lists its product as uncharacterized. Gene Ontology annotation, molecular function: metal ion binding; tubulin-glutamic acid ligase activity; tubulin binding. The record is from RefSeq and is a predicted model, not a curated record. NCBI's taxonomy places the organism in Eukaryota, Ciliophora, Oligohymenophorea, Peniculida, Parameciidae. Gene Ontology annotation, cellular component: cilium. Gene Ontology annotation, biological process: microtubule cytoskeleton organization; protein polyglutamylation. The transcript is spliced from 2 exons.
AUGACCUAAUAAAUAUUAUUGGUAUCCCUGUGCAUCUUGUUUUUGUAGAAAUGGCUCUUUGAGAACACUUUGGUCUAUAAAUAAUAUGAUUAAGUCAAGGAUAUUAUCAAAUAGAUGAAUACUUUGACCACCACCAACUUUUUCAACAACAGGGAUUAUUAUACAAGUAAAAGAUUAUAUCGAUUCGACCUAUCGAAAUCUUAAAUAUAUCUGAAUGACAGUUACUGCAACUAAUCGGAUACGUUCAAAUUUUAUCACCCUGAUGUCGUUUUAAAGGACAUUCACACCACCAGAGAUACCGAUGAUUUAACCCAAGAAAUUGUCUAAUCUAUCAGCUUUAUCAAGAUCACCAAUUACACCGAAGGUAAAAUAAGGAAUAAGAGUGUCCUACCCGAAGCCUUGACAAUUCCUUUUAAUUAUUAUGACUCCUAUCUCACUAAAACAACUACAGGACUAUCUGCUAUGUGCUUGUUUUAGAAACAUAACCACAUGAGAGGUCGAUAACAACUAGCAUACAAAAAUGAAUUGCUAAAUAACUAUUAUUUAUAUGUGGAUAAAUUGAAGACCAUGCCUGAAUUCUGUUCAACAAAUGUUACUUACAUCCCCAAAUCUUACAGAUUAUGGCUGAAAGAUGAGUGUUCAGCAUUCUUUGAGUUUAUUAACACUACGGAGUACCAAUAGAAGUUCUAAAAACAAGGACCACAAUUCAUAAGUAAAUUAGGAUUGGAAGUACAUAGAGGGGCGGGGAUUACUAUGUUAUUUUAAAAAGAAACUCAAUAACUCAUCAAAGAAUACUAGAAUGGUUAGAAUUGCGGUCUAAAUUCAAAGUAUAUAAUCGCCUAAAAAUAUAUCAAUAAUCCCUAUCUAUUCAAAGGACAUAAAAUUGAAUUUAGAAUAUAUUUCAUAAUUGCUUCUACCUAUCCCUUGAUUGCCUAUGCUUAUGAUAGUUCCUUAAUUAGAAGAUGUGCCACGCCAUUUGAUAAGUUUUCCUUAGAAAAAUCCUCACAUGUUUGCAACACUGCGAUCGUCAAAACGAAAAUAGAGGGCCAAGAUUUAGACGAGGAUAAACAAUUUUUUAUUGAAUGGAAAUUAGAUUACCUUUAAGAAUUGCUAUUGAAAUAAAAAAAAAUAAAGAACAAGAAAUGGUUAGAAGAUUACCUCUAUCCUAAAAUACACACUACCAUCUAACAUCUAAUAAUGAGCACCUAACACUUUUUUGAUAAAGAUAGUAAAUUAUCAGAAUUCUUUGGAGUCGAUUUCAUGCUCACUGAUGAUUUGCAAAUCUACGUCUUAGAAGUUAAUUCGAAUCCUUAAUUAUUAAAAACUAUCCCAGAAAGAAUUGUACAGAAUACAAAAUUAGUUAAAGACAUUGUUGAAAUACAAGUUGCAUAUCUAAGGAGCAAGUACGUUAGAUUGAGAUCAUUAAUCACAAGCUCCCUCUAAAGUAAAUCAAAUCCACAAAAGUUUGAAAAAGACUUUAACGAAGCUUACAAGGAUAAACUUGAGCCUGAAUUCCCUAUUAGUUCUAAUAAUUUGUUUAGAAAAAUCAUUGAUAAAAAUCUGAAAGAUUCAAAGGCUUACAAUGAUCUAAUUUAGACAAAAUGUAUUAUAUGA